ACUUUUAAAGUGUGUACGAAAAUAAAUCAUUCACUGUCAAUAGAAACAAGUUGUUUACGGCUGACUUAUAAACAAAUUGCUUGAGAAAUGGAAAAACAGGAGACGCAAACAACCGGGAAUCCACGCCGAAAGAUCCUUCACAUGGCUAUCUCCAGCAUAUUAAUGGAGAAAGGUUUCGAAUCAGCCGAGAAAGCCUGUGUCGAAACCUUAACUGAAAUGUUGCAAAGUUUGCUCGUAGAGAUUGGACAAUCGUCACGUAAUUACUGUGAACUUUCAGGACGCACUACGCCAGUGAUUGGGGAUGUAGUUGUUGCUUUAAUCAACAUGGGGAUUUCUCUACAAGGAAUAGAUUCUUUUGGAAAGCGUGACAGUAGGCAUAUAAUUCCUACACCACAGCAGGCAUCACAGCAGAAACAAUUGAAUCUGUUACAGGCCGGAACGAAGAAUGCACAUCCACCGCAUAUUCCGAAUUAUCUUCCUGCAUUGCCCGACCCUCAUGCUUACAUACGAACUCCGACUCAUAAACAACCUGUCACGGAGUACGAAGCUAUCCGAGAGAAAGCAGCAAAUCAAAAAAGGGAUAUUGAGCGAGCUUUAACAAAAUUUCUUGCAAAAACCAGCGAAACAGAAAGCCUGUUUGACACAGAGGAUAAUAUGUUUCCAUUGAUAGCUGCAAAACCUUCCUUCCCCUCAUAUCUGGCUGCAUUGAAUCCAACAGAUCAAGUAUUUGAUUUUGAUGAGCUCGAAUAUCACUACCAAGUAGCGAAUCGAACGGAAGACGUGACAACCAAGGCUGAGAACGAGAACGAGAGUGGCAACGAAGAAGACGGUGACGAACCAAAACAAGAAAAGGAAGAGCCCAAUAUAAAAAUUGAACCAGAGAUAGUACCCAUAAAGAAUAAUUCAUCCACAAACAAUGCAAUACUGAAUAAUCCAAACAUAGAUAAUCCAUAUUUGAGAGCAGCAACAUUACCUAAGAAGCCCAAAACUGAGCCGUCAAGUAGUUUUAAUAUAUAAAGUUUACAUUUAUAUUUAUUAAUAAAUAAUAUUU
Hermetia illucens (black soldier fly) is the source of this 1051-nucleotide messenger RNA. RefSeq names its product transcription initiation factor TFIID subunit 8 (gene Taf8). Gene Ontology annotation, cellular component: transcription factor TFIID complex. Gene Ontology annotation, biological process: transcription initiation at RNA polymerase II promoter. The record is from RefSeq and is a predicted model, not a curated record. Gene Ontology annotation, molecular function: protein heterodimerization activity. NCBI's taxonomy places the organism in Eukaryota, Metazoa, Arthropoda, Insecta, Diptera, Stratiomyidae. Bases 88 to 1017 code for a protein of 309 amino acids. The transcript is spliced from 5 exons.